UUCCGAGACGCUGCUUAGUUUUGCAUCAGAGGAAGGUAUUAUCACGCAGGAAUGCCUAAACAAUUGAAACUUGUAAGGGCCAAAAACAUAUAUGUUAUAGAAAAGCUUGAACUAUUCAAACUUUCGUUCUAUCUAAUCCCGUAAUAUUUAAUAUUUUUUCCACGUGACUGCUGGUGUUCCUGUGCAUAUUGGAGAUUAUUCUUCAAUUGUCAAUCUACCAGAAGAGAGAGACGACUUUUUUUAAAGUGUCUUGGAGAAGGUCAUGAAGAACAAGAAGCGCAAGGCUUGGGGAAAGCCGAGAGCGAGCGAAGACAUGACGGCCGCCAGAGAUCUCCAAGAAAAUCAAGCAACUGAUCACAAGCGCCGUCUCGGCAAGCAGUGGUCGAUCUUUCGGGUUCCGGAGCACAUUCGCGAGGUCGACGAGAAGGCCUACAACCCGCGGGUUGUCUCGGUCGGUCCUUUCCACCGGAACCGGCCGGAGCUGAGGGCGAUGGAACCUCAGAAGCUGAGGCUGUACAGGAGACUCAUGAAGCGGAUCGGCGACGAGGACCGUGAGGUGGGUCUCCAGAUUGCGAUCAAGAAGUUGGAAGGCAGGGCGAGGAGUUGUUACUCGGAGGAGUUUGCCAACAUCAGCAGCGAGGAGUUCGUCCAGAUGAUGGUUCUCGAUGGUUGCUUCAUCGUCGAGCUCAUGCGGUUGUAUCACAAGAGCAAUGAGCUCGGCGAACAUGUGGAAGAACCGAUAUUCGCGACGAGAUGGAUGCUUCCCAACAUCACUAGAGAUCUGCUAAUGCUUGAGAACCAGUUGCCCUUGUUCGUGCUGAAAGAAAUCUACAGGCUGACCAACUUCUGCGAGGAAGAAAUCCCGCUGAACAAGCUCGCGCUCCUGUUCUUCGAGCCUCUAGGACCCCAAAAGGGCGAAUACUCCGAGAUUAAGUUGCAAGACCAAGGGACGCAUCAUCAUCUCCUCUCUCUAUUUCACUCCAGUUUCGUCCCGAGCGAUUACCGACCUCGAAGGUCCCGAAGGGUGAGAUGGAACAGACACGAAAACUUUCCGGGGAAGUUUUGGCUGGAAGAAGUAAGGAUACUGCGGAGAUCCGGCAUUAAGUUCAAGAGAAACCCUGGCAACCUCCUCAACAUAGAAUUUGAGAACAGGGAGCUUCGGAUCCCGACCCUAUUCGUCGAUGACUGCACGGGGCCUCUGCUUCGGAACUUGCUGGCUUACGAGCAGUGCGAUGCCUUGGCGGCGCCAUAUUUCACUUGCUAUGCGAUCUUCCUCAACAGCAUCAUCGACGUGCCAGAAGACAUCGAGAUCCUCCAAGAAGCGGGGAUCAUAGUACAGUCCGAGGCCGUGGACGAGGAAGUGGUGAACCUUGUUAAUAGCCUCACCAAGGAGCUCGUGUUCGAUUUGCACGACAUGAACGACUGCUACAUAGCGCAGCAAAUCGAAGAUAUCAACGCCUUCUGCAGAUCUUGGAAGAGUAGAUGCAUCUAUCAGCUCUCACGCAUCGAUUUCGUCAGCUUAGCGUUGUCAUUCCUCCCGUCGUUCAAGUAAUUGCAUGCGCGUUUAUUUCUGAGUCCUCACUUCACGCAACACAAAUCACUUACAUGCUUGUUCCAGAGACUAAUUCUUUGUACUAAUUCAGUACUCUUGCACUAAUUGGUAAGGAGACAUUUUUGAAGCACAUCAUGUUUGAGAGAUUACUCAAAUUUGGCCAC
Molecule: messenger RNA, 1716 nt
Organism: Rhodamnia argentea
Lineage: Eukaryota; Viridiplantae; Streptophyta; Magnoliopsida; Myrtales; Myrtaceae
Product: UPF0481 protein At3g47200-like
Exons: 2
Coding region: 263-1552 (429 amino acids)
Source: RefSeq, a predicted model, not a curated record